UACAUACCAAUUUUCAAUAUAUAUCAGCAGCUCCAAAGAGAAAAAAACAUUGUGUCUAGAAGUACGAACAUAAUAUCGGUAUUUAGUCAGCAUUAGAUAAACUUUUCCAUGAAAACUAAAGUAGACAACUUUUCCAUUUACUGCAAAAAAAGAAAAGUAAAACGAAGAUUAUUUCCUUAAAAAUAAAACAUCAACGAAAAGAAAUAACACUUUUUUGUAAAUUAUCUACUCUGAUAAUCAAUUUCUGAUUGACGAAAUAAAACGAAAAUAAUUAACAAAUAUUUGAAAGAGAAACAAUAAACAUUGAGACAAAUAGAAAAAUCAUAAACACCCAAGAACGAUUGUAAGCAGUGCACCCGUGUGCUGUUGUGAUUCAACUGGGUAUCAAAAGAAUAGAUUUACAAUUGUUGGAAUAUCACUUCACAUCAAACUGUUUCAAUAAAUUGCUGUGAAGAUGAAAAGUGGAAGCCUAGCCAUGUUUUGGUACAUUUUCAACACCUUCAUGCUAAAUGAACUUUUUGCAACAAGUUUCUAUCCCAAGUCAGUUGCCAUUUCGGAUUAUGGGAUUGAAAGGAUCUUUAAACAUAAUCCUAUUUCCCAAUUCAGGCGCGACUCUCACGGAAUACUAACAACAAAACCAAAGAGACGAAGAAAGAAAAAACUUUUGCAAAUUUUGGGAAAGGAUUUCAAUCCCAAAGUGAUGUCUAUUAAUAAACCAAAGAACAAAAAUGGAUCUUUGAGAUACGUCGACUAUCCAAUUGACAGCAUGAUGCAAGAUGCAGUGAAAGACCUAAAGAUUAAUUUAACCUAUGAUAACAACACCGCAAUGGUUCCUGAUACACAAAUUAUCGCUGCUAUUAAAACGUGGCUUGUAAAAAAAUCUUCAUGUCCAGUUCAGUAUUCCUGGGUUAACGUUGGAGAAUUUUUUUGGCCGCCAUGGAUACGGCAAGGAAGUUGCACCGACAACGGACAGUGUUCGUGGCCGCCUGGCAUGCGUUGCGUGUCUGCAAAAAGUAAAAUUAUCCAUCUGCUAAGAUGGAACUGUAAAGAAAGACCAGGUGGUAAGGCGUCGAAUAGAUCUAAGAGCACAAGUCUUAAGUUGGGUUCGGUAAGGAACGGAAUUAAUCGACGGAAAAGUCUUCGACGACGGUGUCGCUGGGAAAAAAUUCCCUAUCCAAUUAUUGAUGAAUGCUUCUGUACGUGCUGAUGACACGGCUUAUAAAAGCGAUGAUGCUUAGUAUACUUUAUAAAUUGAUAACUGGACUACAGCCUCCUGACUGGCAGAAAUAUUUUGCUUUUUCUGCCUAAAUCCUUUGAAUAUUUCCCUUCGCUUAAUUUAUUGUUUUUUAUUAUCACCAUUCGAAAUAUUAUUCGAUCGCCUGAGGUGAGUCAUCUCUGCAAACUGAUUUUGAAACUCUUUCACUUCACAUAUGCCGUUAUAACCUUGAGAAAAACAUGAACGUCAUAGCACAACAUUUCCUUUUCCUCUAUAAAUAUGUGGCUUUUCGGUUCACAAAUAAAUUAUUAUUUGUGGGAAAUGACGUGCUAGAGCAGCAAGUUCUCUUAUUAAAUCUACGAUCUAGUUUCAGCUGUCUAUAUGAUAGUGCAUCAUUUCCAUCACUGAUGUUAAAAAUGACCAACUAAAUAUACAACUUCCAAUCCACCAUUAUCUCUUUGAUCCUAACCAAACAUUGCUUCUCUUUCACUCUUCCUACAUCUUUAAAAAUUUGAUCAAUCAAUGCCCCGUUUCCCAAUCUGUAUCUGCAAACCUAACCGAUCUGUAUCUGUGAACCUAACAAAUCAUUACACCUCUUUCAAUAUCUCUAAGUCUGUAUAAACUUGAGCAAUCUAUCGCUCUAUUUACCAACCAAUACUUUUCUCGCUUUCGUCCUAGUUACUUUAUGAUCUUGACCAAUCAAGCUACUCACUGUCUUCCAUGGUAUCUUUAAACCCGACCAAUGCUUCCCUUUUUCCCAAUCUACAUAUAUCCCUUCAAACCUAACCAAUCGACUCUUUGAGAGAAAUCCUUAAUUCAGCAUAUACAGAUUAUACUGACCAGAAAAAACAAUAUCAGCUGAUCAGUAGACAAGACUAUGCUGAUGAGGCCUAAUAGACCGAAACAUCUCCAUAGUCGUCCCUUGCCAGUAAACAGAAAUCAGACUUUUCUUCUAAUCAUUCAAAAUAACUUUAAGAAAUUAAAUCUUAAUUUCUUGAAAUUAACUCCCGUUUACCUUGAGGGUCGCUAAUAUUCGCCACUAGAUUUCUGUUUACUUUCUCCAACAAAAAGAGAAAUCAGUGGAGAAUUUUUUGCGUACGACAUUCAAUACAUCAUCACUUAACUUAAUAAUCCUAAUAAUGUUAAAGCAAUUAACCAAUCACUAUAAACUCAGGAAAUGUACAUUUUAUUGAUAUUCUACAGCCAUAUUGUUUUCUAUUUAUAAUAUCGUGUACUGUUUAUUUUUAAUGACUUUAUUUCAAACAGUAUUUGUAAUAAAAGAACACGAUCAUUAGUGAAGAAGAUGAUAUAAUAUUGGUGGUAAUAAUAAUAAUAAUAAUAAUAAUAAUAAUAAUAUAAUAAUAAUAAUAAUAAUAAUAAUGAAGGUCAACUGAAUAAACGCUGCAACGAUAUUGGGAACUACGUUGCUAUAUCAAUUUUGAUCAAUAUUAUAUCCUCAGUAACUUAUGAACAUUCAGGUAUUGACGACUUUUAUACUUAUAAACGCACAUUUAAAAAAUGUAUAUUUCAUAUAAAAAGAAAAUGUAUCAGUUAAAA
Messenger RNA from Octopus sinensis (East Asian common octopus), 2773 nucleotides. RefSeq names its product noggin-3-like. The transcript has 2 exons. Bases 455 to 1207 code for a protein of 250 amino acids. The record is from RefSeq and is a predicted model, not a curated record. Gene Ontology annotation, biological process: osteoblast differentiation; negative regulation of cell differentiation; dorsal/ventral pattern formation. NCBI's taxonomy places the organism in Eukaryota, Metazoa, Mollusca, Cephalopoda, Octopoda, Octopodidae.